Molecule: messenger RNA, 5743 nt
Organism: Pseudopodoces humilis (Tibetan ground-tit)
Lineage: Eukaryota; Metazoa; Chordata; Aves; Passeriformes; Paridae
Source: RefSeq, a predicted model, not a curated record
GGAGCGGGCCCGUGGGACCAUCCCGGCCCCGGGCCCGUGGGACCAUCCCGGCCCCGGGCCCGGCCGAGGGCGCGAUGCAGCUGCGGCACGUGCGGACCCUGCUGGCCCCGCAGGACGGGACGGCGCGGGUGACCUGCAUGGCCUGGUCGGCCAGCAGCGCUCGGUUCGCCGUGUGCACGGCGGAGCGCGUGGUGCUGCUCUACGACGAGCAGGGCGAGCGGCGUGACAAGUUCUCCACCAAACCGGCGGACGCCAAGUACGGCAGGAAGAGCUACGUGGUCAAAGGCAUGGCCUUCUCCCCGGACUCCACCAAACUGGCCAUCGGGCAGACGGACAACAUUGUCUACGUGUACAGGAUCGGCGAGGAGUGGGGUGACAAGAAGGUGAUAUGCAACAAAUUCAUCCAAACGAGUGCUGUGACCUGCUUAUUGUGGCCAGCAGAGAAUGUCAUUGUUUUUGGUCUUGCUGAAGGAAAGGUUCGUCUAGCAAAUACAAAGAGCAACAAGUCUUCUACCAUUUAUGGGACAGAUUCCUAUGUGGUCUCACUAACUUCCAAUGUUUCGGGGAAGGGAAUCCUGUCUGGCCAUGCAGAUGGAACCAUAGUGCGCUUCUUCUUUGAUGAUGAGGGUUCAGGUGAAUCACAGGGUAAGCUGGCGGUGCAUCCCUGUCCUCCUUACGCCCUCGCCUGGGGUUCCAGCAGCAUUGUGGCUGCAGGCUGUGACAAGAAGAUUGUUGCUUAUGGGAAGGAAGGCAGUGUGAUUCAAACCUUUGACUACAGCCGGGACUCAUCAGAGAAGGAAUUCACCACAGCAACCACCAGUCCCAGUGGCCAGUCCAUUGUUAUUGGCAGCUAUGACAGGUUACGGGUUCUGAACUGGAGUCCACGCCGCAGUGCCUGGGAGGAAGGCAAGCCCAAAGAAAUAGCUCACCUGUACACCAUCACAGCUUUGGCAUGGAAGAGGGACGGCUCACGGAUCUGUGCGGGCACGCUGUGCGGAGGAGUUGAGCAGUUUGACUGCUGCCUUCGCAGAACCAUUUACAAAAAUAAAUUUGAAAUUACAUAUGUGGGACCAAGCCAGGUCAUUGUGAAGAGCCUCUCAACAGGAACUCGAGUUGUGUUGAAAUCCCAGUAUGGUUACGAGAUUGAUGAGGUGAAGAUCUUAGGGAAGGACCGGUACCUGGUGGCCCAUACCUCAGAUACAUUACUGCUGGGUGACAUCAGCUCCAACAAGCUCAGUGAGGUGGCCUGGCAAGGAUCUGGGGGGAAUGAGAAGUUCUUCUUUGAGAACGAGAAUGUCUGCAUGAUUUUUAAUGCUGGAGAGCUGACACUAGUGGAAUAUGGAAGCAAUGACAUUCUGGGGUCUGUCCGCACAGAGUUUAUGAACCCUCAUCUGGUCAGUGUCCGUAUCAAUGAAAGACAGCAACGAGGCGUGGAUGAGAACAAGAGACUGGCUUAUCUGAUAGACAUCAAGACUAUAGCAACAGUGGACCUUGUUGGUGGCUAUAAUGCUGGCACAAUCAGUCAUGACAGCAAGAUUGAUUGGCUGGAGCUGAAUGAAACAGGCCACAAACUGCUCUUCAGGGACAAGAAGAUGAGGCUGCAGCUCUAUGACAUUGAAAGCAGCACCAAGACAACCAUUCUGAACUAUUGCUCCUACGUGCAGUGGGUCCCAGGCAGCGAUGUGGUGGUUGCUCAGAACAGGAACAGUCUCUGCAUUUGGUACAACAUCGAUGCUCCAGAGCGAGUCACCAUGUUUCCUCUGAAGGGGGAUAUCGUAAGCUUGGAAAGGAAUGAUGGAAAGACUGAAGUGAUAGUGUCUGAAGGGGUGAACACUGUGUCUUACACCCUGGAUGAAGGCCUCAUAGAGUUUGGAACUGCGGUUGAUGAUGGGGAUUAUCACAGGGCUACUGCAUUUUUGGAGACACUGGAAAUGUCCACAGAGACUGAAGCCAUGUGGAAGACCCUCAGCAGACUGGCUUUGGAAGCGAGACAGCUGCACAUUGCAGAGAGGUGCUUUGCAGCUCUGGGAAACAUGGCAAAGGCUCGAUUUCUGCAUGAAACCAAUGUCAUUGCUGACCAGGCAGCUCAGGAGCACGGUGGGGAUGGCACAGAUCAUUACCUGGUGCGGGCCCGCUUGGCCAUGCUAGAGAAGAACUACAAGCUGGCAGAGAUGAUCUUCCUGGAACAAAACGCCACAGAGGAGGCCAUGGACAUGUACCAGGAGCUGCAUAUGUGGGAUGAAUGCAUUGUGGUGGCCAAGGCCAAGGGACACCCAAUGCUGGAGAAGUUGCGUCGGGGUUACUACCAGUGGCUGCUGGAUACCCAGCAGGAAGAGAAGGCUGGGGAGGUCCAAGAGGGACAGGGAGACUACCUGGCAGCCAUCAGCUUAUAUCUGCGGGCAGGGCUGCCAGCCAAAGCAGCACGGCUAGCCAUGGACAGGGAUGAACUGCUCACCAAUGCGGAUGUCAUCGAUAGGAUCUCCACGGCAUUGAUCAGAGGGGAGCUCUAUGAACAGGCUGGAGACCUGUUGGAGAAGCUUGGGAACCCACGGAAGGCUCUGGAGUGCUAUGGCAAGGGCAGUGCCUUCCUGAAAGCCGUGGAGCUGGCUCGCCUGGCGUUUCCUGCAGAAGUUGUGAAGCUGGAGGAGGCCUGGGGAGACCAUCUGGUGCAGCAGAAACAGCUGGAUGCUGCUAUUAACCAUUACAUCGAAGCCAGGUGCUCAAUUAAGGCCAUUGAGGCAGCUUUGGGAGCCCGGCAGUGGAAGAAGGCCAUCUACAUUUUGGACUUGCAGGACAAACAGACAGCAGCCAAAUAUUACCUCAAGAUUGCCCAGCAUUAUGCAGCUUUACAGGAGUACCAGGUUGCAGAGGAGCUGUACAUUAAAGGAGGCCAGACCAAGGAUGCCAUUGACAUGUACACACAGGCUGGGCUCUGGGAACAGGCUCACAAGCUGGCACUCAAGUGUAUGAGCCAGGAGGACGUGACUGUGCUGUACAUAACCCAGGCCAAGGAGAUGGAGAGACAGGGCAAGUACAAAGAAGCAGAGAGGCUGUACAUCACUGUGAAUGAACCCGAUUUGGCCAUCACCAUGUACAAGAAGUGUAAGAUGUAUGAUGAGAUGGUUUGCCUAGUAGCCAAGUACCACAAGGACUUACUUGGAGAUACUCACCUGCACCUGGGCAAGGAGCUGGAGGCAGAGGGACGCUUGCAGGAGGCUGAGUACCACUACCUGGAAGCCAAAGACUGGAAGAGCACAGUGAACAUGUACCGAGUGAAUGACAUGUGGGAAGAAGCAUACAGGGUCGCCAAGGCACAUGGGGGUGCAAACUCCCAUAAGCACGUGGCCUAUCUGUGGGCCAAGAGCCUGGGUGGAGAGGCAGCUGUGAAACUCCUCAGCAAAUUUGGUCUCCUGGAGAUGGCCAUUGACCACGCAACAGACAGUGGGGUCUUUGAGUUUGCUUUUGAACUGGCCCGCCUUUCCAUGAAGCAAAAGAUGCCAGACAUCCACUUAAAGUAUGCCAUGUUCCUAGAAGAUGAGGGCAAAUUUGAAGAGGCUGAAGGAGAAUUCAUUAAAGCUGGGAAGCCCAAGGAAGCUGUGCUGAUGUUUGUGCAUAACCAGAACUGGGAUGCUGCGCAGCGUGUGGCUGAGGCUCAUGACCCAGACAGCGUGGCUGAUGUGCUUGUUGGACAGGCACAGUUUGCCUUUGAGCAGAGAGAGUUCCAGAAGGCAGAGGCCUUUCUCCUCCGAGCACAGAGACCUGAGCUGGCCAUAAAGUACUACAAGGAGGCCGGCAUGUGGAGCGACGCCCUGCGGAUCUGCAAGGAGUACAUGCCUAGUCGACUGGGAGAGCUACAGGAGGAGUGUGGCAGAGAGGUUGGCAAGAAGGGCUCCAGCGGAACUGAAGGGCUGCUGGAGCAGGCACGGGAAUGGGAGCAGGCUGGGGAAUACGCCAGGGCAGUGGACUGCUACCUGAAGGUGCGGGAUCCCAGCAACAGCACCCUGGUGGAGAAGUGCUUACUGAAGGCUGCUGAGUUGGCUGUGAAAUUCCUGGAUCAGUCACAGAGCAUGGAAGUGACACGGACUGUGGCUCCUCAGCUGGUGGCCAUGAAGAAAUACAGCACGGCAGCUGAGCUCUACCUAAACUUGGACCUCAUCCAAGAAGCUAUCGAUGCCUUCAUUGAAGGGGAGGAGUGGAGCAAAGCCAAGCACAUGGCCAAGGAGUUUGACCCCAGGUCAGAGGAGUACGUGGACCAACGUUAUAAGGAGUAUUUAAAAAAACAAGGAAAGGUGGAUUCGCUUGUGGGAAUUGAUGUCAUGGCAGCUCUGGAUAUAUAUGCAAAGCAGGAGCAGUGGGAAAAGUGCCUGGAGGUCGCAGCUAAGCAGAGCUAUAAAGUCCUGCACAAGUACGUGGCUCUGUAUGCAACACAGCUGAUCUGUGAGGGCAGCUGGGAUAAAGCCCUGCGCCUGUACGUCCACCACGGAGCACCUGCCAACCCACAGAAUUUCAAUAUUUACAAGCGUCUCUUUGUGGAGAUGGUGAAUGCACCUGGCAUGAACUGUGCUGAGGCGUACUCCAGCUGGGCUGACCUGCGGGAUGUGCUCCUCAGCCUGUGUGAAAACUUAGCGAAGUCCAGUGAGACAAACACUCCAGCCCAUGAGGAGUUUGAGAGGAUGCUGCUGAUUUCCCACUACUGUGCCACCCGCUCCGCCGCGCACGGCCUCAAGCAGCUGGACACCAUGGCUGCCCAGCUGUCCAUUUCCCUGCUGCGCCACACGGAUCUGCUCCCUGCAGACAAGGCUUUCUAUGAGGCUGGGAUAGCUGCCAAGGCUGCAGGCAGGACACUGUGGCACAAACAGAGCCACAUCCUUCCCAGCCAUGGCUCUGUGAGAAAAGCUGUCUGUGAGGAUGAGCUGCCCAGUCUCACUCAGGGUUCCUUUCCAUACCAGGCAGUCAGCUGGGAGAACAUGGCAUUUGUCUUCCUGAACCGCUUCCUGGACCUCUCAGAUGCCAUUGAAGAAGGGAACCUGGAUUCCCUGGACCAUUCUGAUUUUCAGAGGACAGACAUUCCCUUCGAAGUACCACUUCCAGCCCAUCAGCAUGUGCCUGAGGAGCAGCGGGAGGAGGUGAGGGACUGGGUGCUCACCGUGUCCAUGGACCAGCGGCUGGAGCAGGCGCUGCCGCAGGACGAGCGCGACACCUACGAAGCCUCUCUGGUAGCAGCGGGGACCGGGGUGCGCUGCCUGCCCUGCGUGCUAACAGGGUACCCAGUGCUAAGAAACAAGAUUGAGUUGAGGCCAGGCCUAGAAGUGAAGAAGGAUGCGUGGUACAAAUUUGUGAUGGCUGUCAAGGUGAGCCAGAACCUCACAGGCAGGGAGACAGGCUGUGGGUGGGGUUCAGCCCCUCAUGUUGACAAUACAGCAUCCUUCUGGGUGAGUCAUUGUCCCAGGGCACCCCAACAGUGCUGCUUGGUGGGGAUUGACAGACCCAGUCCUGCCAGCCCACAGGGUGCCCUCCAGUGCCAAGGCCUCCCUCUCUCUGCAGACAUCCCACAGCCCUGCAGGCCAGGAUGUGAUCGAGUUCCUCCGACGGUGGUGUGGGGGACUCCCAAGCACCAGCUUCUCAUUCCAGUAAGCAGGACUCUGGCAGCUUUCAGACCUGUCCCUCACCACCUUCCCCAUCCAAUAAACAUGUUAUCUCAGCCCUGCAGUGCUCCUGUUGCCAGGGGCUGCUAAGCCCAGAA